Messenger RNA from Engraulis encrasicolus (European anchovy), 1640 nucleotides. RefSeq names its product sulfotransferase 2B1-like. Gene Ontology annotation, molecular function: sulfotransferase activity. The record is from RefSeq and is a predicted model, not a curated record. Gene Ontology annotation, cellular component: cytoplasm. The coding region runs from base 406 to 1278 and encodes 290 amino acids. Gene Ontology annotation, biological process: sulfation. Lineage: Eukaryota; Metazoa; Chordata; Actinopteri; Clupeiformes; Engraulidae. The transcript has 6 exons.
UGUCCCAGGCCUUGCCAAAGCUGUCAGCGGCCCUCGGACGCAUCCUUUUGGAAACAAGAGACAGCGCUUGGUGGCACCCACUCCCUCAAGCAGCGUUUCCUAAAGCAGAGGGAAACCAAGGGACUCGUUUUGUCGUGCGUAAUCGAGUGCACUUCUUGGCAUCUUUUCAGCCAAAGGUCCAGACCUAAAUUUUCUCAAUUGGUAGUUGCCUAUUAAGAAGUUGGCAAAGGCAGAGCAUACGUCAAACGGGUUGUGUUUGAAAGCAAGGUCCGUUUUGCUGUGGUUUUCCCUUUCAGGAAAAAAAACGACAAAUUGCGGCUGUAUGUGAUGCAAAUGGUCCACUGUUGAAAAGCGUUUGUGGAGGACCUCGCUCACAGUUCCACUGGACUCUUCCUUGUGAGCGGUAUGUCUAUGGAGAGAGACGGGAAAUAUUUAAAGUAUCAUGGUCUUCUGUGUCCCAAGGAGACACAUUCUGAAGAUAGCUUAAAAUAUUUCGAGAAUUUCAACACGAGGGACGACGAUGUCAUUGCCAUCACGUAUCCCAAAUCUGGUACGAUCUGGAUGCAGGAAAUACUUCCGCUCAUCCUAUCAGGAGGGAACUUGACCGCUGUCCACACCGUCCCAAACUGGGACAGAGUUCCUUGGAUGGAGGAGACGCGUGCUCCAUUAGUUCUGGACAGCAAGCCCUCACCUCGAGCCAUGGUGUCCCAUAUGCCCUAUCACCUUAUGCCAGCGUCUUUCUUCUCCUCUCAGGCAAAGGUCAUAUACGUAGCACGCAAUCCCAAAGAUGUCCUGGUGUCAUCCUUCUACUUCCACCAGAUGGCCAGUUUCCUGGAUGAUCCCGGCACAUUUGAGCAGUUUCUCGACAAGUUUCUAGCCGGAGAAGUGCUAUUUGGAAAGUGGACAGACCAUGUGAAAAGCUGGAGACAAAACAAUCUUGGGGACAGAAUACUAUUUGUCACUUACGAGGAGAUGGUCAAGGACCUGAGAGGGGCCCUGAAACGCUUGCUGUGUUUCCUGGGGCGGGAGAUGAGCGAGGAGAGCCUGGAGCAGGUGGUCAGCCAUUGCACCUUCAACCAGAUGAAGACCAACACCAUGUCCAACUUCUCCCUGAUCCCACGCAACAUCAUGGACCACCAGAGGUCCCCUUUCCUCCGCAAAGGGGUCACAGGCGAUUGGAAAAAUCAUUUAAGCCCAGACCAGGAGGAAAAAUUCAACGAUGUAAUCAAAGAAGAGAUGGCAGGCGUCGAUACACAAUUUCCCUGGGAUGAAGAAUGAACAUAGGUCUUGCACCUAAAUGUUCACAUAGGCUGCUGUCACUCUGAGUGGUGCGCCGAGCACGCAACAGUCAGAGUCUUGUCUUUGAAUCCAUUUGGAAUCAAAAAUGGAAUGCUCCUUUUUUUAACCACAGUACAGUAUUUGCUUUUCCGAGCACUCAGAUGGAAUCUACGAACGAACGGGGAAAAAAAUGCAAAUCAUAACUGCAUAAUGCAUAUUAGCCAUCCUGUUUCUGAAUUUCUUUCCAUGCUACGCUGGCCGCAUAUUAUGGCCUUUGUUUCUGUGUUUGGAUUCACUCUUUGAAUGUUUGCUUACCAUUGGCUGCAAUAUCUGCUCGAAAUAAAUAAAAUGGAUUGAACGAU